Messenger RNA from Daldinia caldariorum, 1317 nucleotides. RefSeq lists its product as uncharacterized. The transcript is spliced from 3 exons. The coding region runs from base 1 to 1317 and encodes 438 amino acids. The record is from RefSeq and is a predicted model, not a curated record. Lineage: Eukaryota; Fungi; Ascomycota; Sordariomycetes; Xylariales; Hypoxylaceae.
AUGGGACGCACCGAACCCUCAGUCGGCAGGCCGCCAGCGAGCUUCCGUCGCGACGCCCGUGCGAAGCGGGCCAAAGCCACCAUCAACAAGGUCAUACCGCCGCUGUUGGCGGCGCAUCCGCGGGCCCGGAAAGGGAUCGAAGCUUCCGAGCUGAUCGUCGAUCCACCACCUUCAUCAUCAUCACCUUCUUCUUUUGCGUCUUCCGCCCUAGCUUCCCAGGGCAAAACGCAACAGCGCGUUCGUGCGGGAUCUACCGCAGGAGAAAGCAACGGUAGGGACAAAAGCCAAGGCUACCCCCGUAUCUCGCUCCGCGUGGCGGAUGCCCUAGAAGCAGCGCACUCGCUUCUCCUCGUCCCGGAGCACGCGCAGUCUCGCACGGACCAGCAGCGGCGGGAUCUGUCGAACACGGCAGCUCGCGUCGGCGUGCUAAACAUGGCGUCCCCGUUGUCCGCGGGUGGCGGGUUUCUCAACGGCGCGUCCAGCCAGGAGGAAUCGCUGUGCAUGCGGUCGACGCUGCUCCCGUCCCUGCGCGACGGGUUUUACCGGCUGCCGGAGCUCGGCGUGGUCUUCACGCCCGACGUGGCGGGAGAAGACGACGAAGUGUUGCCGAAGCGAGACCGCUGGUUCGUUGACGUCGCAUCCGCGGCUAUGAUACGAAUGCCCGAAAUCGACGUCGAUGAAGAAUCUGGAUUUGCUAGGUAUGCCAACGCAGCGGACCGCGAGCUGGCCGUGCGCAAGGUACGGGCCGUGCUGCGCGUAUUUGCUUCUAAAGGAGUGCGCAGAGUUGUGUUAGGUGCGUGGGGAUGCGGUGCGUACGGCAAUCCCGUCGGCGAGAUUGCGAAGGCGUGGCGGAAGAAGAAAAGGGAGUCGGAUUCGGACUCUUGGGAGUGUUUUGAGCACGUCGUCUUCGCCAUCAAGGACCCGGGAAUGGCGCAAGCAUUCGCGACUGCGUUUGGCGAGGAGUUCCUCGAAGUGCAGAAUUCUGGCGAGGGAGAAGAUAGCGUAGGAAGUGAGGAUGAAGGAGAUGACGAAGAAGAAGAUGCGAGCGUGAAGGAAUUACGCAAUAAGAUCCGGGAGUUAGAGUUACGCACCAAACAGGCGCGGAACCCCCAGCUUAAGGCCGGGCUUAGUUCCGUGCUUGCCAGCCUGAGAAGUCAGUUACCAGACUCCAACGGUAUUCCUUCUCGAGAGGAUCUUGUAGGCAGUAAAUGCGAUAGGGAUAAUGGAAGCACGAGCGAAGAAGACGAGGAGGAGUCUGCCGAACAAGAGUCAGAGAGCGACGAUGAAACCCGAAGCGGACAUGAUGAAGAGAGUUAA